CCUCAGAGAAGCACAUGGUCUCUACUCAUGAGGCAACACUUCUCGUCAGUAACUGCUUGGGAAUUAAAUGUUAUUCUAGUGGGCGAUUAAGACUGAAGCGGCUUGUGUCUCUGUUAAUGUUGUCCUGUUUUGCCAACAUUUCAAUCCCCCCACCAUUUUCUAUUAAUUUUCGCCAGGAGGAUUCUCUUCCUCUGGAUAAUCUCGUUGAAUGAGCAAAGACGCGCCGAGUUGAACCAGCUGUUAUUAGGACUCCCUGACGCGCCGCUUGCUAGCGCACUUGAUCAUAUUUCAGGAAGUCCCUUUCUUUUUAUUUCGGGGAGGGUGGGCCGGCUCUUGAAGAUCAGCUGUUGCCGGACUUGUGGCUGUAUGAUGGUUGAGCUGCAUUAGAGACGCUUCAGCAUCAUGAGCAUCCAGAGCAAGAGGAGUCUGAAGUUUAUUCUGACAGCACUUCAGACUUUGACUGUCUGCUGGUUGAUGUGUGACAAGGUUCACUCUGCCGAAGGGAAUCUUUUGGGUGUGGUUGUUGAAACAGAAUCGACAACAAAGUCGAAACAUUCUGAGACAACGGUGCCUCUUCAACUCGUUGGACAAGAAUGGAAACCAGUCAGCAAGCUCACAUCACAGAGUCACCCUGUGUCGCUGAAGCUCUCGGUGGUGGUGGAAGGAGAGCAGCUGGUCCUGGCUCUGGAGAAAAACGAGGGGCUGUUUGCUGGUAACUAUAUGGAAACCCAUUACCUGGAAGACGGCAGUGCAGUCACAGGCCCUCCCAACUUCACGGCAAACUGCUACUACCAUGGAAAGGUGGAGGGCCACAUGGAGUCAGAUGUCAGUCUCAGUACUUGUGCUGGGAUUAGAGGCUUCAUAUAUCUUGGAGGCAGAUCCUACAUGCUGGAACCAUGUGCUAACUGCUCUGACGGGAUUCACUGGAUCUACUCAGCAGAACACCUAAGCUUUGUUCCUGGCACCUGUGGUCAUGGUUUUAACGUUUCCCACCCGGUUCUGCAUACAGACAGCAGUCCAUUCAAGGCAUUCAGCACAAGACAUAAACGGCACCUCCAGACAACAACCAAAUACGUGGAGCUCAUCAUUGUUGCUGACAACAGAGAGUUUCAGAAACAAGGCAAAGACAUUGACAAGGUCAAACAGCGGCUGGCUGAGAUCGCCAAUUACGUGGACAAGUUCUACAGAGCUUUGAAUAUCCGAGUUGCACUGGUUGGACUGGAGGUAUGGAGUGACGUGGACAAGUGUCCCAUUACACAGGACCCCUUCACUACUCUGCAUGAGUUUCUGGAUUGGAGGAAGGUCAAAUUACUGCCUCAGAAGCCUCAUGAUAACGCCCAGCUAAUCAGUGGGGUGUAUUUCCAGGGCACUACUAUCGGUAUGGCACCCAUCAUGAGCAUGUGCACGGCAGAGCAGUCAGGAGGAAUUGUCAUGGAUCAUUCGGACAAUCCUCUGGGUGCUGCAGUCACUUUGGCCCAUGAACUUGGACACAACUUUGGAAUGAAUCACGACACACCAGAAAGGGGAUGUGGAUGCAGAGUGACAGUGGAUCGUGGUGGCUGCAUUAUGACUCCUUCCACUGGGUAUCCAUUCCCAACCGUGUUCAGCAGUUGCAGCAAGAAGGACCUGAUGGCAAGUUUUGAGAAGGGAGUGGGGAUGUGCCUGUUCAACAUGCCGGAGCUCAAAGUGCUCUACGGUGGGCAGAAAUGCGGCAAUGGCUACGUGGAGGAGGGAGAGGAGUGCGACUGCGGGGAGGUGGAGGAAUGCAUGAAUCCCUGCUGCAAUGCUACUACCUGCACUCUGAAAGGCGAUGCUGUCUGUGCACAUGGGCACUGUUGCCAGGACUGUCAGCUGAAGCCAGCAGGAACUCCGUGCCGUGAACCCAGUAACUCCUGUGAUCUGCCUGAGUUCUGCACAGGCGGCAGUCCCCACUGCCCUGCCAACGUCUACCUGCACGACGGCCACUCCUGCCUCAACGUUGAUGGCUACUGUUACAACGGCAUUUGCCAGACCCAUGAGCAGCAGUGUAUCACGCUGUGGGGCCAAGGAGCCAAGCCAGCUCCAGGGAUCUGCUUUGAAAGGGUCAACUCAGCAGGGGACCCGUAUGGAAACUGUGGCAAGGAUUCAAAGGGCUCCUUUGCAAAAUGUGAAGCACGCGAUGCAAAAUGUGGAAAAAUCCAGUGUCAAGGGGGAGCAAACCGGCCAGUUAUCGGCACAAACGCUGUUUCCAUCGAAACAAAUAUACCCCUGCAGGAAGGUGGAAGGAUAUUGUGCCGAGGUACGCACGUCUAUUUGGGUGAUGACAUGCCUGAUCCAGGCCUGGUCCUAACGGGGACGAAGUGCGGAGACGGAAUGAUGUGUCUGAAUCGUCGGUGCCAGAACGUCAGCGUUUUUAGUGUGCAUGAGUGUGCAGCCAAGUGCAGCGGUCGAGGGGUGUGCAAUAGCAACAAAAACUGUCACUGUGAGGCUCACUGGGCUCCUCCCUUCUGUGACAAAGCAGGUUUUGGAGGAAGUGUGGACAGCGGCCCCAUCAGGCUGGCAGACAGCAGGAAUCUGGCUGUAGGUAUCCUGGUGGCUCUCCUCACCGUGCUGGUAGCAGCUCUGAUCAUCUGCGUCAAGAGGAAAACCCUGAUUGGCCUCUUGUUCACCAGCAAAAAGGAUCAAAUGGAGAAGCUCAGCAGAUCAGAAAGCGCUCCAGUCAACGGACCAUCGGCUCCAAAGCAGCACCCUUCUUCUCCAACCCGACCAGCCCCACCUCUACCCCACAGUGCCACUAUCUUCAAGUCUCCUCAGCGGGCGACAGAUGCAGCGCCCCCGUCGGCUCCCUACCCGUCCCACAGUCUGCACAGACUUCCCCAGUGCCCUCCAAUUCACCUCAGCCACCCGGUCCCUCUGUCUCUCACGUUGUCCCUCACCCCUGGGCCCAGGCAGCCGAGGCCCCCAGCGCCUCCGCCCCACCGGGCCCCUCUGCCUCACACCCACAUGGCACCAAGGGGGACGUCGUUUCGCAGCGUGUCACACCAUAACUCCUGCAGGAUGGUCAUGGAGCUCGAGAAGCCUAGCCCUCCUCAGAAACCUCUGCCUGCUGACCCAAGGACCUCCCGGCUGGUGCGGAAUCCAUCUGGUGUUCAGAGCAGCACUUUGGUCCGAGGGUCCUCUGCAGUGUGUGGCCCUGCAGCGGCUCCUGGUGCCUCCAGACCUGCACGCCCUGUACCACACCCCAACAAGCCAAGUCCCAAGCAUCCUCCGACGCUACCAAAGCCUUGCAUCAUUGCCAACGUCAGAUACAGCAGCUGAGACUUUGGCCAGAGGGGACAGUUUUUUUUGUAACAGAAACAAAUUUAAAAAACAAAAUUGCACUAUGAAAACUCUUGAGAAUCCCACACAAAAAAAAUGACAGAGGCACCUCUGAGUUGUGAACCAUGAGAUUUGCUGUGUCCCUUUUAAUGCUCUGCCUCUGAAUGGUGCUACAAGUCUGCGCUCAGGUAGAUGUAAAGUAUUUAUAAUUGCGUAUUUAUUGCCACCCAGUGCACUGUGCCAGACACUUUUACUACACAGUAACAACUUUGGCUCUUUUUUAUCUCACAUUUUUUUAAUAUUUACACUGAUGUAUUUUGAAGGAGGAAAAAGAGUAUGAAAAACAUUUCUGUGAAUCAUUUAGAUGUGCAGUGGUUUUAAAAUGUUUCAUAACCUUUUAGGUUUUUCCUAUUUUAUCACUGAAAGUUCAGUUUAAUGAUAUGUUAUAUCAAUGACCAAACCAAAGUCCUGUACCAUUGUGAAGUAGAAGUAAAAUUAUGCAUUUUAGUUUACCACAAACCAUGAAGGGGACCCAGCGAACGUGUGGAAGAAGAUCAGAUGAUGAAGAAAUUGAACUCUUUGGCCUUCAUACAAGAUCUGUGGAGAAAAUUAGAAUGACCCAGUCAAAGUAAAGACCAGAAUCCAACUGAGAAUCUAUUUUCACAGAUGUCCUCCAUCCAGUCUGCCUGAGCUUAAGUUAAUUUGCAUAGAAGAAUUGGCAGAAAGUCUUGAGAUGUGCAAACCUGGUGGAGCAGCGACUCAAAAUACAUGUAGGUGUAAAUAGAGCAAAAGAAGAUUCAACUCCAGGGGGCCUGGAAGCAAGUGCAUUCAGCUUUUUCUUGUCAAAUAUUUUGAAAAACAUGCUUUAUUUUUCUUCCAUGUCACAAUUAUGCAUUGCUUUGUGUUCAACUAUCAUAAAAAAAAUAUCAAUUAAAUUUAUAAAAGUAUAUGGUCAUAGAUAAGUGAAAGACUUUGGAUGGCUAUUGUACUGUGACAAAAUGUGAAAAACCUAAAGGAUUAUGACUUUUUUAUUUACAAGGCACUGUGGAUGUCUUUCUGUAAAAAGUUUAAAAAAGGGAACUCUUGACGUUAUCGUUUUGUUCUCUAAACUACAUGUGGAGCUUAAAAUGAGUAUUUUGCAAUGACUGAUGAUGCCUGUAAGGUUUCUUGAAGAGGAAUGCUCUGUGUAGCAUCUUGAGCCAAUCUGGAAAGCCUUGAAACAACCACAGAAACUCAGACAGUGGUGUUACAACCUCAGCUCUGCAGCACGCUCUACAAUCAGGGGGUUUUGUGUUGGGCUCCUUUUUCUUCAUCUGCAUCACAAAAAGUUAAGUAAAGCCAGAACCGAACUCUGAUCUAAACGAGUUGAAAUCAAGAACCUGUGAAACAUGGUGUCUGCGUGGGUGUGCGCGCGUGUGUAUGUGUUUUUUUGUAAGAGUUUGACUCUAUGCCUUUCUGCACAAAAGACUCCGAUUUAGCCAUGGAAUCAUUAAAUACUCUGCUCACAUGUAAACAGCAGCUGUUCAGCUGCAGCUUUCAUGAAAAUGCUAUUUUUACUUCUGUUGUAUGGCAGUUUCACUUUAAUAGUUCAAGUGUCCAGUGAGCCAUCUUUAAUCCAUAGCAUCCAUAAAUAAAGAUGAGGCUGUUUGUUUUUUUAUGUUUUGCUUUUUUACUUUGGCUUUAUUUAGAAAAUCAAUUUACAUGUUGUUUUAUCACCCUUGAUGAAGAAACUGUUUACUUGACUUCAGUUCAGUAUGUAUCUACAUGCACACUGAAAAUACUUUGCAUGCAUAUUAUUUUUAGUUUCAGUUAUUUUUUACUCUGCAUUCACUUGCCUUUUCUCUGUGCUCAUGUACAACGUACGUUAUGUAUGUUUGUUUGUUGUAUUACAGGUGAACACAUUUUCACAUGUUUUUUUUUUUUUUACUAAUGACUGUUUGAUACUUUACAUGUAAAGAAACCCUGAAGUGUCAAUCACCAAGUUCAACCACACAGCCAGCAUUAGUAAAGCAGUUUUAAUAAAGAGGACAGUUUCUGGGUUUUCGUGUGCCUGUUCACAUUAGGACUGGAGUCAUAAGAAUGUUAAGAGCAUAAAGCCGGGUUCAUACACAGUCUGGAAAGUCUGGAAUUUGAUUCCAGUAUAGUCCUGAUCAGAAUAAGUGUGGUAAAAUACAAGCUUAUUGCCUAUUC
Messenger RNA from Xiphophorus hellerii (green swordtail), 5487 nucleotides. It is a transcript of the gene adam12a, whose product is annotated as ADAM metallopeptidase domain 12a. The record is from RefSeq and is a predicted model, not a curated record. NCBI's taxonomy places the organism in Eukaryota, Metazoa, Chordata, Actinopteri, Cyprinodontiformes, Poeciliidae. Gene Ontology annotation, molecular function: metalloendopeptidase activity. The coding region runs from base 403 to 3297 and encodes 964 amino acids. Gene Ontology annotation, biological process: proteolysis. The transcript is spliced from 23 exons.